AUGCACGUGACCUGGCCGCUGCCGCCUCCUGCCCGCGCCAUGACCCAGCCCGUGCCCCGGUUCUCUGUGCCCACUGCGCUGGCCCUGGGCUCGGCCGCACUGGGAGCUGCCUUCGCCACCGGCCUCUUCCUGGGGAGGCGGUACCCCCCAUGGCAGUCCCGGCCAGAGAAGCGCCUGCUGCCCCCAGAGGACAGCCCCCUUUGGCAGUACCUGUUGAGCCGCUCCAUGCGGGAGCACCCGGCGUUGCGGAACCUGCGGCUGCUGACCCUGGAGCAACCGCAGGGGGAUUCCAUGAUGACCUGUGAGCAGGCCCAGCUUCUGGCCAACCUGGCGCGGCUCAUCAAGGCCAAGAAGGCGCUGGACCUAGGCACUUUCACGGGCUACUCGGCACUGGCACUGGCCCUGGCGCUGCCCCCGGCGGGACGCGUGGUGACCUGCGAGGUGGACCCGGGUCCCCCGGAGCUGGGGCGGCCCUUGUGGAGGCAGGCUGAGGAGGAGCACAAGAUCGACCUUCAGUUGCAGCCCGCGCUGGAGACUCUGAAUGAACUCCUGGCUGCGGGCGAAGCCGGCACCUUCGACGUAGCGGUGGUGGACGCGGACAAGGAAAACUGCGCUGCCUACUACGAGCGGUGCCUGCAGCUGCUGCGACCCGGAGGUGUUCUCGCCAUCCCUAGUGUCCUGUGGCACGGAGAGGUGUUGCGGCCUCAGCAGAGGGACAUGGUGGCCCAAUGCGUGCGAAACCUGAACGAGCGUAUCCUGCGGGACGCAAGAGUCCACAUCAGUCUCCUGCCCCUGGGUGACGGCCUCACCUUGGCCUUCAAGAUCUAGGGCUGGCCCCUAGAGAAUGACCUCGAGGGAAAGGACUUGGGACACCGGCCAUCCGCCCUGAAUUUUAAACCAAUAAAGUGGGGUCUGGGACACA
This is a messenger RNA of Trichechus manatus latirostris (Florida manatee), 922 nucleotides long. It is a transcript of the gene COMTD1, whose product is annotated as catechol-O-methyltransferase domain containing 1. The record is from RefSeq and is a predicted model, not a curated record. Gene Ontology annotation, molecular function: O-methyltransferase activity; S-adenosylmethionine-dependent methyltransferase activity. Lineage: Eukaryota; Metazoa; Chordata; Mammalia; Sirenia; Trichechidae. The transcript has 7 exons. Bases 1 to 828 code for a protein of 275 amino acids.